GCAUCCUCUUUUCUUUUUCGUCCUGUCUCUUCCGACCGAUCGCUCAUCACACUUCUCUACGGCGGCUAUCCUCCCUUGGCCAUCGAUAUCCCACUGCCUCUUUCUUUACCGCUCCGUAGUUUGACCAUAUUCGAUCCGAUCCGCCGUAUUCUGACGACGUUGGACGCGAUCUAGACAUUUUUUUCGUUGUCUGCCUCAGGUUCUUGCCAGAUCUAUUGACCCGACCCCUCCGCUGUCAACUUAAGCAAAAUUGGUUAUAAUCAUGUUUUUGACAAGAUUUAUUUCGAGGAGAUUCUUGGCUGCUGCAAAAUCAGAAUCAUUUGCUGCGACCGGAGCUGCUACUUCUACAGUCAGGGCAGGACAUAACCCUCUUGAGGAGUUUUUCGAGGCAGAUAGAAGCCAAGACGAAGAGAAGUCUGUUUUAUAUGGUCGAAGUUGGAAAGCUUCAGAAUUGCGUUUGAAGUCCUGGGAUGACCUUCAUAAGCUUUGGUAUGUUUUACUAAAGGAGAAAAACAUGUUGAUGACUCAGUACCAGAUGCUUCAUUCUCAGAACCUACGGUUUCCAAAUCCAGAACGCAUCCCAAAGGUGAGGAAGUCAAUGUGCCGUAUAAAGCAUGUACUAACUGAGCGAGCAAUUGAAGAGCCAGAUCCCAGGAGGUCUGCUGAAAUGAAGAGGAUGAUAAAUGCUUUAUGAUGUGUUUUAUCUUUAUCUUGGUUCUAGAGUCAAAUAUUGUUGCCAGAUGUGAUGCUUCAAAAUUUUGUAUGUUGAAAUUUCAGCUUUCAGGUAAUUUACAAAGCACGAUUUUCCUCCAUACUCUAGGAGUUUCCUAAGUGCUUCAGGAUCUUCAUCCAAUGAUUUUUCUCUCUCUAGACCUAACACUCUGUAUGUUGAACCAUUGUUAUAAAGUAAAAUGAUAAUGUUAAAGCAGUGAGCUUAUUGAGCUUUCUAAUGCUAGAUUGGCACCUGAGGAUUCCAUCAAAA
This is a messenger RNA of Carica papaya (papaya), 982 nucleotides long. RefSeq lists its product as uncharacterized. Gene Ontology annotation, cellular component: mitochondrial ribosome; mitochondrial large ribosomal subunit. Gene Ontology annotation, molecular function: structural constituent of ribosome. The record is from RefSeq and is a predicted model, not a curated record. Lineage: Eukaryota; Viridiplantae; Streptophyta; Magnoliopsida; Brassicales; Caricaceae. Gene Ontology annotation, biological process: mitochondrial translation.